This is a messenger RNA of Larimichthys crocea (large yellow croaker), 3214 nucleotides long. RefSeq names its product proto-oncogene c-Fos. Gene Ontology annotation, biological process: regulation of transcription by RNA polymerase II. Gene Ontology annotation, molecular function: RNA polymerase II cis-regulatory region sequence-specific DNA binding; DNA-binding transcription factor activity, RNA polymerase II-specific. Gene Ontology annotation, cellular component: nucleus. Lineage: Eukaryota; Metazoa; Chordata; Actinopteri; Sciaenidae. The transcript has 5 exons. Bases 1402 to 2595 code for a protein of 397 amino acids. The record is from RefSeq and is a predicted model, not a curated record.
AAGAAUUAGGUGGGAAAUGUGAAUGAAGAUGAAAUAAUAUUUUUAAGAUAUAUAACUCUGAGCCUAUUUUCUAACUGAAAUACUCGUGCCAAAUUUGCAUGCAGUAAAAAAACAACAGCUCUAUGUAAACAUACGCAAAGGAAGACACUAAAGUCAUGUCAGAGCAGAGUCUCUUACAUCACGCCCUCAGGCAUUGCUUGUACCUUCUGUGUGCAAUCCAAGCAAGGGUGUGUUUUAGUCGCACGGCAAGCUGAUAACUGGUUUGUUAUGUGUACUUUUCCACGACAGUGGUUUGCUUUUCUCAGGGGUGUUAAGCUGAAUCAUACAAAGGUCUUCCCCUGAGACUGUAGCAGAGGGAAUCCUUUGCAAUUUAGAUAAUGAACCUGAGCUGCAGGUUUGACUUUGAAUCAUCAUUCAGACUUCAUGUUGCUUUUCAAAUUCACAGUUUAACUCAGUUAUCGUGUUGUUAUACAACAUAUGUUCAUUCCUUACACUGUAAUCGUGAUUAUUUGAGGAGAAAUAGGCAAAUAGUAUGAGCACAAAGACCACCAAGCAAAUUUCACUAGUGUCAGCAACAUUUCGCUGGUAGUUUUUGUUGAUUUAGCAUUACUUAAAAGUUAUAAGAGGCAGAAAACAAAGCAAAAACACACCAUAAUAAUCAUUUUUACCUUCAAAAUAGUUUUAAUUAUAUGUGGCAGAUCAUUUAUUGAAUUAAAAUACUUGUUUUUUUCUUUUUCUCUGCAUUUCUAGAGGAAUAGUAGUUCCCUGUCAGUGUAUAACAGUGUAUAAGUUCCAGGGUGAGCAUACAAUAGCUGUUAUAAGCGUUAACACGCCACUAAUCAAUUAUAAAUGUUUAAUAAUGGUGUUAUUGUGUCAAAGGGCAUCGAUGUAGGUUAAAGGAGCUGUGUUUUGUUUCCCGCGCUCGUGUUUUGUUUAACAUUCCUUGUUGGCAUAGCAACACUCCACCCCUUCGCGUCAGUGACGUCGUCGUUUUGCAUAGCAACAAGGAUCGUCUGUGUUGUGGAGACGGCUCACUCGACACGAGAAAACAAAACAGAAAAGCCUCGACUUCUCUAGAAGUCCAUCCCAGACGUGCGGUGAACUCACAUGAACCGGGGUUUCUUAUGUCAGAGUGAGACGUCUGUCCGCUCCUGGGCGCUCUCAGACGGAGCUCCCUCCCCUCUCUUUGUCGGUGGUGUCUGCGGAGCAGCGGAAUGAAGCAGGACUCCAAACAACCCGUUCACCUUGUGGAUUGUUUGAGUAUUUUUGUUUGACUGGUUGGCAAAGAGCAGCGGCUUCUAUAUCAACAGACUGUCUGCUCUGAACAAUGUUUUUGAGGUGGUGAUCAAAUAAAUUAAACCAUUAGCAUGCAGGCCACUUGGUAAUUUUAGACGAGAGGACAUGCAUCCAGACUCCAGCACUGAGUUCGACUCAUCGUCCAGCUGUAGCACAGCAUCGCCUGGCGGGGACACCCCUGGGUGCAGCCAGCAUCCUUCUGACUCGCUUUCAUCAUCAGUGGACGGCGCCAAGGAUAUUGAGACCAGUGCAGCAGACUCCUUUGUUCCGACUGUGACUGCAAUCUCAACCUCGCCGGAUUUAAGGUGGAUGGUGCAGCCGACUGUCAUCACAUCUGUCUCUCCGUCGUCCGGCCGCGCAAAGACCAAAACUGACGGCGCGACGCAGUCGUCUUCCCCGGCGGCAGCUGCAACCAAGGGAAAGUCCUCCAACAGGAAAGGGCUCAAAGACAAGCCUUCCAAAGAGGAGGAGGAAAGGAGGAGGAUCAGGAGGGAGAGGAACAAAAUUGCUGCAGCAAAGUGUCGUAACAGACGGAGGGAGCUGAUAGACACUCUGCAAGCUGAAACCGACAAGCUCGAAGACGAGAAGUCUGCCCUCCAGACGGAGAUAGAAGACCUGCUGAAGGAGAAGGAGAGACUGGAGCAGGUCUUAGCCUCACACAAGCCAUCCUGCAAACUCUCUGCAAGCGACGACGACAAUGGUGGCGGUGAUAAGGAGGACGAGGAGGAGGAGGAGGAGGAGGAGGAUAAUGGAGAUGAUGAUAACACAAUGCUGCAGGAUCCUCCGGCCUCCCCACAGCUGCUGUCCAUCUUAGAGAAUGGAAAAACCUCAGAGAGCAACACGACCAUUGGAGAUUCCCCUAUUGGUCAAGACAUGGACACUGUCCCUUGCAUCCCUGCUGCAGCCAUUUUGGGGAACUCCAACAUCCUCCUGUGUUCAAGUGCAGAAGAGGAGGCUCUGGAGGACUUGAAAGGAGAUGACCUGGAUGAUUUGGUGCCCAGCCUAGAGAUGGCAGUGACUUCAGAGAUGGCUGCAUCUGUCCCUGACAUAGACCUGAGCGGGCCCUUCUGCCUUUCAGAUUGGGAAACCCUGUACAAGUCUGUGGCGAACGACCUUGAAUCUUUGAGCACACCAGUCAUGUCUUCCAGUCCCACUUGUAGCAAUUACCGCACAGUGUUUUCCUUUAAUUACUCUGAGAUUGAUUCCUUGGCUGAGGGCUUUGAGAGCCUCAAAGGGAGCCUGGGUGUGUCUGAGUUAAUGAAAGAUAGUCUUAACUCUCCAACACUUCUGGCCUUGUGAAUGCAAAGAAGUUAUGCAACGCAAUGAUACUGUAAUUGUAUUCUAACCAGCCAGCAAGCUAUGAUCUCUCUCCCCCUCUCGCUCCCUCUCUCUCUUAAAUAAUCUUUUGUAGUGUGCGUUUUGAUGUUGUGUAAACCUAAACAUCAAAGGUUGUGUAGAUGACAUGUUUUCUGUGACUGUAACAGGGUUGACUUCUUCCAUAGUGCUAGUGCAACUCUCCGAGACGAGACUUUGUGCUGGCAACAAAAAUGCAUGCAACUACAAGUCAUCCGUGAUCCAAGAAGAGGUGGUAUAUAAAAAUCCCUAAAUGUGAUGUGAAGUUAGAUCAUGCUCAGUAGCCUAUAAUGUGUGUGUAAUACUGUUGACAAAGUUGUGUUGUAACAAGUGAAAAUAACAGGGUUACUAAUGUGUAGCGUAUAGGUGUGUAACAUCUUGCUGUAAGGUGUCCUCUAGCUUGACAUUUCCUUUCAAGUGUUUCAAUAAAAAGAAAAAGGACCAUGCCAUGUAUUUUAUCAAGAUGUAUUUUAUGACAUAGUUUAUUUUUUUACUUAUGGAAAAAUAAUCAGAUGCAAAAAAUUCUAUAACGCCGGAAAUAAAAUAAGACAACAAACACAAACGA